UGGGAUACAGUAAGAUAGGGGUAACUGGCAACAUGAGCUCCACUUCUAAAUUUAUUAUAUCAAUAAAUUCUUAAACACAUCCGAAAUUACUAAAACAAUAAUUUCGCGACGCGUGGCCGAGUGCGCCCAUUGGCGAUACAGCCUGGUGAUUAAAUUAAUGUAGCGCGAGCAAGAUGGCGGAAAGCGAGGAAUGCGCGGGAAGUUCACUGUGCGUGGAUUCAAUUACAGUCAACACCUGUCUUAAAAAAGGGAUGAAAAGAUGCUCUGGGUGUGGACUGGAACAAGGGAUUGCAAAAAAGGUUUGCAAGAACCAAGGUUGUUCUUUGAGGUUUCCAACAAAAGAGAAGAAUUUGGAUGCUUUAAAAAAUAUGAGCAAUCCGAACAUUACGCAACAAAGGAAGCACAUGGAAAAACGAGCUGAUAUUCUGAACAUCCACAACAACUGUGAUAUUGUCAUUUUAAUGCAUCACAAGCAUGGAAGUGGCGAUACGUUAACUUUCUAUGGAACGGAAGGAGCUGGAGUUUCUUUCAUCGGAAACAAAAGUACCAUAGAGACUUCCGAAGGUGGUCGAGUAGCACUCAAUUUAUUUAGAAAAUUCAUUGAAGCACCUCACACCAAAGAUAAAGUAAAUUCAAAAAUUCCUUGGCUUUGGAGCAAAAACUACAUUGUCAGACAGCUUGUGAUGAACAAUGGUCCUCUUAGGUUAUUUUGUGCAUUUUUAAUUUUUGCACCCCUUUCGAGUUUCCUGUGAAAGUCCUUAAUACCGCCCG
Molecule: messenger RNA, 771 nt
Organism: Dendronephthya gigantea
Lineage: Eukaryota; Metazoa; Cnidaria; Anthozoa; Malacalcyonacea; Nephtheidae
Exons: 5
Coding region: 174-752 (192 amino acids)
Source: RefSeq, a predicted model, not a curated record